CGAGGAGUCAGCAGACUUGACUAAAUUUCAUGAUGCGUGGAGAAUUUUUAGGAUAUUUGGAAAGUGGCAUACAGCAUACUUCACAGUAUCAGCUGUAGACUUGGGAAUCCAACUAAUUAAAAAAAUAUACUCGACUAUUUGAUCUACCAAAAGAACGGCAGAAACCAUCAGAUAAUUUUGAUAAGAAGUGACGUCAUUUACUCUGAUAAGAAAAAGAAAAAAACGUCAUCUGAUUCUAUAACGCCAAGUAAUUCGAAAACGAAGAAACAAAAGCUGAUUUAAAAUGGGUCGAAAAAAGAUACGCAUUUCAAAGAUUACCGACGACCGCAAUAGACAGGUGACGUUCACUAAACGGAAGUUCGGGCUAAUGAAGAAGGCUUACGAGUUGAGUGUCCUUUGUAACUGUGAGAUUGCGCUGAUUAUCUUCAACAAUACCAACAAACUGUUCCAGUAUGCUAGCACAGAUAUGGAUAAAGUAUUGCUGAAAUACACUGAAUAUAGUGAACCGCAUGAAAGCAGGACAAAUAAUGAUAUUGCAGCGGCAAUCUUCAGAAAAGAACACAAAAACGCAAACAACGAAUGCAGUAGCCCUGACAUUGAUUUUGAUGAAACUUCUUUUCCCCUGCUUAAAGAUACCAGAUAUGAUCAAUUAAAGGAAGAUUUAAGUCCAAUGAUAUCCCGAAGUCCAAAUGCACAAACAAACAGACAGACAAAUUUGCGUCCAAUGGCACAGCUACAGGUGGGUUCAGCUCCUCUCAGCCACCCUGUGCACAACACAAACAACCAUUGUCAAAUUAUGCAGCUGUCACCACAAGUGUCACCCCAAGCAACACAUAGUCCCCACUUCAGUCCUGUAGAUAAUAUUUUAGAAGAUCCUCGGUUAACUCCGCAAGAAUAUCAUCAUUCUUCUAAUGACAUCAAUAUGGCUAUGAGAAACAGUUCACCUAGUGAAUUCAGUAGCAAACAUCAAGGGUCUUUUUGCAGGCAACAACUCUCUCAUACUCAAAAUGAAAAACAGUCAAAUGGCCAAUUUAUGAUUUCCAAUGCAAGUGGACAAGUUGGUAACACAAUGCCUCAAAACAUGAUCAAUUCACCCAUUACUUCCUUACCAAUGAUGUCACAAAUGUGUGGAGUUGGCAAUUAUCCUUCCAACAGUUCUUCUUCGUUUCAUUCAGAUAAUUUCCAGCUUAGUUCCGAGUUGAAUCUCCUAGGUUACCAUUCACCUAGUCCAGUCAACAGCUGGUCGCUAGGAGAUCAGAGACUACUGUCCCCACUCAGUGCCACCAAAAACCCUCAUGUAUUAAACAAUGGACCACAUCAUCUUUCUGUCAGUAAUACAUCUCCAACUCCAUCUAACUCGCCUCAUGAUGUAAGGAUUAAAAACGAACCUGUUUCACCUCCUCAUGACAUCACGUCUUCUUUAAUACCAGAUCAACGUUUGUCAGGUGAUCAAUUCAGCAUUGCCUCUUGUUCACCAGCUUUUGGAUGUGGACAGUUUGAAAUGAUAUCAAUUAAAAGACCUCGUCUCUCUCUUGAUGUGUGGGCUAUGUAGUUCCAAGUGUCAAGGGAUCAGUUCUAUAUUACUACUUCUUCAACAGAAAAACUGUGAUCCUUUAGUCAUGCCAUAACGAAAUAAAUAUGUUUAAUUUAAGGAAUGUUCUCGGUCAACAAGUGGCAUGCUAAAAAGUUUUAUUUUUCCAACUUUUGAUUAACUGUUUCUCGUGACGUAUAUCACAGAAAAGAAAUGAAAACUGAACUGUGUAUUGAACGGUUUGAGUAUAAGUUGGUCAUAACUGUGAGGAGAAACGAUAACUUAAAGUUACUCAUUUAUUGAGACGUGUUUUUCAGAUGGCUCUGCGUGAGUCAAUCGUCCUUUUUGAUAUCACUAUCUCCAUAAAAUUACUUAACAUAUCAAACAAUGAAACUGAAGAUUAAGACGUUUGAUAACUUCGAUGAAGAUCUAUAUACCUUUUUGAAUCGCCAACAUUUGCACUAAAAAUCCUUAUAUUAUUUUCUUUUUAUAUUCUAAUUCAAUCAAUGAAUCAUGUGGAACGCUUAGUGAGAAUAAUAAAAACUCAAAAUGAAUGUCUAUAAAAUAAGACGUUUCAGUCAGUAGCUGUUUAUUUCAUAUUUUUCAAACGAGUUUAAACUUAUAAUCAGUAAGCACAUGUGAUUAACGUAAAUACACUGUUUGGCUCAAAAACAGUUAUAAAGCUCAUUACAGUAUUCUAGCUAAGCAUUUCACGUGUAACGUGUAAAUUUAAUAGUAGCUAAACUGAAUAAUCUGUUUAACAAGAAUGUGCAUUAUAAUUUAAGAAUAUUCUAAUACAUGUGUUUUUUACUUCAGACUGGUAAUUGUUCAGAGAGUUGUGAGCACACUUCACACAUGCUGUUUUUACUGCAGUGCAAUAACUGUUGAGUGUUACGAGCACAUCUACACCUGUACAUAUUCAUGCCGCACACGUGUGAUAACCUCCCAGUGGUUUUACUAACCAAUUUAUUUACUGUUAAACAUUCGUCAGUGAGAUUCUGAAUAAUACUCACUGCUUAAAAAUGUACGUACAUAAUUGUUAUUCUUUCUUGUUUGCAUAAAUAAAUCUUGCGAUUUAGAGGAAAACAAAAGUUAAUAAAAGCACCUUGUUUAAAAGUUCAAUUUUAUUCCUUCUGCUUUGCCCAUGUUAAAAUUGUAGUUGUUGUGCAACUUGAAAGUAAUUUACUGUCAGUUCUUGCGCAAUUUUAUUUUUACGAAAACACACAAAUAUCGUUAUCGUAAUGUAAAAGAUUUCUAGCAGGAUGAGAUCUGCUUUGCAUUUUAAAAUAUAAUACACAACAUUCAAGUGUAUUAUUGCAAAUUUUUAAAAUUAUAAGUUUUAAAACAAUGUAUUGAAGCUAUUGUUCUGUUAUUUACUAUUGUUAAGGUCAAAUCAUAAAUAUUUCUUCCUCAUAAAUAUAAACAUGGCACGAUAUAAAGCUUUGUGGAAAAAAACUCGGGUAUUAUGUAUGUUAGAGGGAACAGUUUCAAAUAGUCUUUGAGUUUUCGUCACCGAAUAAUUCAAGUGCAUUUAAAUUUUUACUGUUAAUUAUUCAGAAAAUACAAAAUGACGGAAUGUAUUUUUGGUUCAACAGCUUAAAUUAGAUUAUUAGUAAUAUCUUGUACAAUUAUUCCUUCAAAUCGAUAUGAAAUAAGUGAUUGAUUAGAAAUGUCAAACCAAGAGAUGAUGCAGUAUUUUUUAAUAUAGUCUGUAUUUGGUUUGCAAAAAUCAGAGCUGCAAAUUUUCAGUAUUUAUUGUUCUCUUACAUCUUUGUGCUUGGAAUUAUUUACAAGCAAAAGAUAAUACAAGUGACUACGUUGUUAUUUAAAACCAAUGUACAUAUUUCAAAUAUUAUUUUCUUUCAAUCGUUCUCAUCUUUGUUUAUUCUAUGUUGGUUUUUGA
Molecule: messenger RNA, 3434 nt
Organism: Limulus polyphemus (Atlantic horseshoe crab)
Lineage: Eukaryota; Metazoa; Arthropoda; Merostomata; Xiphosura; Limulidae
Product: myocyte-specific enhancer factor 2-like
Exons: 9
Coding region: 284-1552 (422 amino acids)
Biological process (GO): positive regulation of transcription by RNA polymerase II; cell differentiation
Molecular function (GO): DNA-binding transcription factor activity, RNA polymerase II-specific; RNA polymerase II cis-regulatory region sequence-specific DNA binding; protein dimerization activity
Source: RefSeq, a predicted model, not a curated record